This is a messenger RNA of Peronospora belbahrii, 852 nucleotides long. The record is from the annotation of a GenBank genome assembly. Lineage: Eukaryota; Oomycota; Peronosporomycetes; Peronosporales; Peronosporaceae.
AUGCCAAUAUUCGUACUGCAUCCAUUGGAGAUAAAUUGCUCCAUCCGCUCCUUUUCCGAAUCUCAUACGAAUGAGAAAGCUCCUGAUAAGAGACUGGAAUAUUUAGGUGUUGUAUACAAUGCGAACAAUGUGAAGAAGUAUAGCGCUGAAUUAGAAAUUGAUCAUCAUGUUGUUAGUGGUGGAGAUUUCUGGACAGCACGUGAUGCAGCAAAAGCAUACGAUGAACUUGUGACUCUGUAUUGUGAUUUGAAUACACCUCGUAAUUUUCCUGAUGGAGACGUCAAUGUGGAUUCUACACCGGACAUAAGUGAAGAGAUUGAAUGGCAAGCACCAGAGACGGGAAAUCGUCAUGCUGAGCUUAUUCCACCCAUUCCACAGACUUAUUUGACCAUUACUGAGGUGAAAGAAGCUCUAAAACGAGAAAAAGCCAUUGACGUGUAUAUUGUAGACUUGGCCGGUAAAAGCAGUUUAGCAGACUAUAUGGUGUUUGCAACGGGUCGAUCACAGGCACAUAUGAGACGGAUGGCUGAUUUACUGAUAAAAUCAAUGAAGGUGAGAGAUAUUGUGGAUGAUUUCGACUAUGGUGUUGAAGGCCGCGAUUGUGACGACUGGAUGAUUGCUGACUGCAAUAAUAUUGUGGUGCAUUUGAUGCGUGCGGAUACCCGUCGUAUAUUGGCAUUAGAAGAUCAUUGGGAGAACAUGGUGAAUAAUAAACACAGUGUGUAUGGGGAUAUGAACGAGGACGAGUACAUGGAUAAAUUCGGCACAAGCGAGCUGAUGGAAUAUCUCAAGGAUGAGGACCAUCCCCAUGUUGAUGAUGACGGCGAAGGAUCGGGUGUUGAGUGGAAGUAA